This is a messenger RNA of Closterium sp. NIES-65, 1386 nucleotides long. The record is from the annotation of a GenBank genome assembly. Lineage: Eukaryota; Viridiplantae; Streptophyta; Zygnematophyceae; Desmidiales; Closteriaceae.
AUGUUGGAUAAGGACAAGGCAGAGGAAGAGCGAUCGAAGGAUGAUUAUGACACCGCCGUGCCCGGGGACCUCAUUACGCGGGCGAAGAGGCGGCAGACAACAGGUAGUGCUGACGACGCCGGAGGCGAGGCAGUUGGGACACCGCGAGGCGCCAAGGAAGCUAGUGGCAAGGCGGGCGGUCAAGCAUUGCGCCAGAAGAGCCGACCCGCAGCAAGAAAAGCAUCCGGUGGAAGGAGAGGCAAGAAAGCAGCGACGGGAACAAAGCCAAAACGGGGCGAUGAAGACCGCGGUGAUGCGGAGGAGGAGGAGGAUGAGGAGGAGGAUGCGGAGGGAGAGGAGGAUGAAGAGGAAGCGGAGGAGGAUGACACGGAUGUUGGGGAGGAUGAAAAAGAUGAGAAUGAUGGCGGGGAGGACGAAGAGGAGGAGGAGGAGGAGGAUGAGGAGGAGGAGGAGGAGGAGGAGGAGGAGGAGGAGGAGGAGGAGGAGGAGGAGGCAGAGGAGGAGGAGGAGAAGGAGGAGGAGGAGGAGGAGGAGGAGGAGGAGGACGAGGACGAGGAGGAGGAGGAGGAGGAGGAGGAGGAGGAGGAGGAGGAGGAGGAGGAGCAGGUUGACGACGAGGAGGAGGAUGUGGAGGAGGAGGAGGAGGAGGAGGAGGAGGAGGAGGAGGAGGAGGAGGAGGAGGAGGAGGCAGCGGAGGAGGAGGAGGAGGAGGAGGAGGAGGAGGAGGAGGAGGAGGAGGAGGAGGAGGAGGAGGAUGUGGCGCCAGUGAAGGGACGGGGCGGGCGUGGCAGACGGCACGAGCAUUUUGUUACACGGGAGGAGUUCCAGGCGCUGCGGUCUGAGAUCUACGCCAUGUUUGCACAGCUCGGCCUGCGUCGUGGAGUACCUGCCAGCUAUGCCAGCGGGUCGGCAGCCCUGCCUAUGGCUGGUACCCCGCCGCCGAUGAGCGCCGUGGACAAGGCACGAGUGCUAGUGUUGCAGGAGACAAACCCAUUCCCGGUGGGUGGGGGUGACGUGGCUCUUGGUGGGGGGUGUGACGUGGCAAGUAGGGCGGGUUGUUGGCGGAUGCAAAAGGGUGUGACGUGGCAGAAUGUGAGGGUUGGGGCUGACGUGGCAGUUUGGAAUGGUACACGGGAGCGGCGCGUUACGAGGCGACGCGUGUCAGGUGGGUGGGGGGUGACGUGGCAUGGGGUGGGAGGGUGUGACGUGGCACGUGGGGCUGGUUGUUGGUGGACGUGGCGGAUGCAGGAGGGUGUGACGUGGCACGUGGGGCUGGUUGGUGGACGUGGCGGACCGGAGGGUGUGACGUGGCGGAACGUGAGGGUUGGGGAUGACGUGGCGGAUGCAGGUGGGUGUGACGUGGUGGAAGGUGAGGGUUGGGGAUGA